AUGAUCGAUAUUCAGAUUAACGGUGCGUUCGGUAUUGAUUUGAGUGAAUUUACCGAUGAAAAAGCGUACGUAGAUGGGUUUAAGAAGAUGAGUGAGGGGUUAUGUCAGAUUGGAGUAACGGGUUUUCUGCCUACGAUAAUUUCCCAAACGAAAGAGAACUAUCACUCGAUCGUACCUCUCCUUAGGACUUUACCCACCGUUUCAAUCUCGCAGGAAUGUCAAAGUAGGUCAUUGGGAUAUCACCUCGAAGGACCUUUCAUCCAUCCAAAGAAGUCGGGCUGUCAUCCUACCUCGAACCUGAUCACUGCUCCUAAGGGGUUGCAAUCAUUGGUCGAGACAUAUGGUGAAGACAGUUUCGUUAGAGGUAAUGAAGAUGCAUUAGUAAAAAUGAUUACGGUCGCUCCUGAUGUUGAAGGUAUAUUGGAAGUUAUCCCCGAACUGGUAGUUAGGGGAUGGAAAGUAAGUUUGGGACACACUAACGCGUCCACCGAACAAGCUCUUCAAGGAGUGACCAAUGGAGCUACUUUGCUCACUCACCUGUUCAACGCUAUGCCUCCGUUACAUCACAGAGAGCCAGGUCUAAUUGGGUUACUUGGCUUACCACCCACUUCCUCGAGUGGACAGACUGUCAGGCCAAGUAUGGCACAGAGGGUGUACUCUGUCUCUCCCACUCCUAUGAUCAGAUCUAAAGCCCCUACUAGGGUGCCUUCGCCGGUCCUAGAGACUGAGCAAAACCUUCUGCAAGUAGACACUUGCAGUGGCGAUAAUGGGAUCAAGAGAUGUACCGGAGGUAAGAUGGGAUGCAAGGCAAAAGACCUCUCAGUGAACACUGAUAGAUGCGUCAAUGGGGGUUGCGAAGACGAAACUGGCGAUUAUGUCUAUAUCCAUUCUGGGAAGAAAUCGAAGAAUCACCUGAACCUCAGCUUGAAGUUGGACGACUUAAGUGUACAAGCUAAUGAUGGAAGAGACACCUCUUCACCUGAGAACAGCGAAUCAGCUCGGUCGGAUGGUCAUCCUCCUUUAGUUUCAGAGGGAGGAGAUGGACAAGAUGGAUCCAUCGUCAAAAGACCAUAUUUCUCAAUCAUAGCUGAUGGGAUCCACGUCCAUCCCCAAGCUGUGAGUAUGGCUUAUAACGCUCAUCCCGACGGAUGCAUAUUGGUUUCUGACGCAAUGCAUAUGCUCGAUCCAUCACUUCCCGACGGUGUACAUCCAUGGCGAGAGCAAUAUAUCGAAAAGCGCAAUGGAGGAAUUACCUUAGCUGGUACAGAUACAUUGGCCGGAUCAAUUUUACCUCUUUCUCAAGCUGUUCUCAACCUCUCGAAGUUCUCCGGUAUACCCCUUUUCAAAGCGGUGGUCUGCGCUACGUAUACACCUGCUAAAGCACUUGGUGGGGAGGUUGAGAAUAUGGUAGGGCUGAGUGUGGAUUGUUGGGCCGAUUUGUGUAUUUGGGACGGAGAGGGAUUGAAAGGGGUUUGGAAAGGUGGGAAUGAAGUCUGGUAUGAAGGUUGA
Molecule: messenger RNA, 1509 nt
Organism: Kwoniella botswanensis
Lineage: Eukaryota; Fungi; Basidiomycota; Tremellomycetes; Tremellales; Cryptococcaceae
Exons: 5
Coding region: 1-1509 (502 amino acids)
Biological process (GO): N-acetylglucosamine catabolic process
Molecular function (GO): N-acetylglucosamine-6-phosphate deacetylase activity
Source: RefSeq, a predicted model, not a curated record